Messenger RNA from Saccostrea cuccullata (small rock oyster), 4078 nucleotides. Its product is annotated as lactadherin-like. The record is from RefSeq and is a predicted model, not a curated record. The transcript is spliced from 11 exons. Gene Ontology annotation, cellular component: plasma membrane. NCBI's taxonomy places the organism in Eukaryota, Metazoa, Mollusca, Bivalvia, Ostreida, Ostreidae. Bases 467 to 2146 code for a protein of 559 amino acids. Gene Ontology annotation, molecular function: signaling receptor activity.
AUCAGCAUUGCAUAAUCAAACAGCCGUGACGCUGCGUCUUUUCAUAGAGCUCUAGUUUACCUGAGAGCGAUCUUGCGCAUAGUCGUGUUUUUCGAAAGAGUCACCUGUGAUAUUUUUACUCGACGUAUACAUAAUUUAUCUAUCUUUGUGACAGAAAGUACACCGUUGACAUACUACUGAAACUUGGAAUAAUACUUAAAAAAUAUUAUUGAAUUAAAAAAACAAAACAAAUGUGAAAUAUUGGUGGUACUUUAUGAAUUUCAAUGUUUUUCACCGGAAAACAAUAUCAAGAGGAAAGAGAAGUUUGCGACAUAACAUAACAUAGAAGGAUAUAUAUCUAUAUUCAUUCUUUCAGGAAUUGUUAAUGUGAGUCUGUAUAUUAAUUCUAGAUUGGGAUGUGAUAACCAUACAGCUGGAUAUAGAUUUAUAUUUUCAAAAAAAAAGGAGAAAUCCGAAUUUCUUUUUGAUGUCGGUGAAAACUUUCGAACAGAUGGCUGCAGCACGACUGACAACUCUUGCCUUGUUUUGUAUCUUUGGAUUUAGUUAUGGAAAUGUUUGUGUGACGAAUGGCCCGCUGGGAAUGAUCACGGGGUCUAUCCAGGACUGGCAAAUCACUGCUUCCUCGACGUAUCCUUUGGAAUGGGAUAAAAAGUGUGCAGAAAAAUACGCUCGAGUUUACCUUCCCAAUAAAUAUGGCUGGUGCGCCAAAUACAAGUCGUCUUCCGAAUGGCUGAAAGUCGAUCUUGGAGUAGCAGCUAGGGUAACUGGUGUGAUGACGCAAGGAAGGGGUGACGGUAAAGAAUGGGUGACGUCAUUUAAGGUUUCCUACAGUAUGGACGAUUAUAACGAGCUUUACGUCACGGAUCAAUACGGCAAUCACAGGGUAUUUGAAGGCAAUACAGAUGCGUACUCCGUGAAACACACCUAUCUAGACCGACCAAUCAUCGCUCGCUACAUCAAGUUCCACACAGUCCACUGGCACAGACAUCCGAGCAUGCGUGUCGAAAUUUUAGGAUGUCAAUUAUGCAAAGAAAGCAUUGGUCUGCCACCUUAUGGUCGAAUAACAACUUCAACCAAUGGGAAGAACAAGAGGAAAGAUUCCUGCCAGCCCGAAGAUGGAAACAUUCUAAGCAAGAAGGGAUGGUGUGCCAAGAGGAACAAUGUUAAUCAGUGGUUACAAAUUGACGUGGGACCACCAACUUUAAUCACCGGUGUUCUAACCAAGGGGCGAGGUGACAGCAAAAAGAAACACUGGGUGACCAGAUUUAAGAUCUCCUACAGUAACGAUACCCAGAGGUGGUAUCAGUACAAGGAUGCUCACAGCGUUGACCCCAGGCCUCAGAAUCCAUGGUUAUGGAACCCACUGUUCAAUAGAACCGUUGCGCAAUUAAUACCUGACAUUUAUACAGACGACGGCCUGCUUUUCGGUGGUAAUAGUGACAAAGAAACUGCCCGAGUUCAUUACAUUAACUCGCCCUUUGUGGCGAGGUUCGUUCGAUUCCAUCCCUUGGAGUGGAACGGCAAAAUCAGCAUGCGGGCUGGUCUCCUAGGCUGUCCACAUACAGCUGGAAAUUGCGGCGAGUCAUUCAUGCGAGUCAACGAUGAUACUCCUUGUGUUGAAAACUUGGCUUACAAGAAAGAAGCCUGGAUUAACGGCAAAAAUCCUAAGAAAAGACAUAUUACACAGAAGAUAGUAAGGGGUCAUCCGGACCGAGCAGUAGACGGUAAAAUCGACUUUGACCUCCAUUCCUGUACCAUUCUGGACAAUCUAUACGGAGACACACCGGUUUGGACCGUGGACCUAGGCUCUAAAACCUCAGUGUCCGGUGUAAUAAUAUACACUUGGCAAGGGUCAGGGGACAAGAAGGUCAAAGAGGGUUCAGCAAUGAAGGAUUAUUUGAACAAUCUGGACAGAUUGGUGAUAUACGUAGACAAUAAGUCAAAAGCAGUUGACGCCUCAAGUGUUUCUGGAAAUAUGUGUGGUUAUGUUUCCAAAAUAAAUGGUGCUUUACAUUCACAAAAAAUCCAUGUACAAUGUGUGAGACCUCAGAGAGGCCGCUAUGUUCUGGUGGAAGCGUGGGGAAGCCACAAUAGUUGGAGCAGACUAUUUAGCGCUGUUUUGUGUGAAGUUCUUGUGUAUGCGUGAUAUUUAUGUUUAUCAUCUUUUUACUGUUACAUAUUUAUCACAUUCCUCAUAUCUGAUGUAUAAGAGGAAACAAAACAAAACGGGUAAAAGUGCCAGGCAGUGUUAAUCUUUUCGCCGCAUUUUCGUAUUUCGUGCAUAUUACGUAUGAAUAUUGUGUGAUGUCAUCAAACGCUGCCAAGGAUUCUUUAUUCACAUCCCACGUCGGAUUAUGAUAUUCUAUAAAUAGAUAUCUAGAUCGACAAAUUAUUGACCAGAAUAGUUUGCUGUGAUGUGUUUUCAAAUUGAAGACGACGACUUCAAUAAUUUGUCGUGAAAUCCGUAUUUAGUAUUGUGUAAAACCCAGGAACGCUACACAAGACAAUAAUAUGUCAUGCAGACAUACACUGAAGAGAAACUGAAAGAUAGGACUUUCAUAAAUCACGUGGUACAAUCACGUGACGCCAGAAAACGCAAUGUGAUAUACGUUUUCUGUAUAGGACUUCGUUCGAGAAUGGCCAGUCAUGACGUAUUAGGUGUACGCAAAAAUCGGACUGGACUUGGAACUCCGAUUAUCUUACUACCCUAUGUAUGUGUUGUGUUUGUGUUUUGUUGUCCCAUACACAUAAAGUACAUGGGGCCUAAAUAUUGUUAAACAUGUCAUAUAUCUACAUAAUUAAUAAACAGUUAAUGGAAUCAAAGCAUGAAUCUAUGGAGACAAGAGUGUAAUAAUUAAAUUAUAACUUUGUAAUGAUUAUACGAUUUAUAAUUUGUUAACAGUAUAGGAAAAAGUCUGUGUGAAGUACAUGUAAAGUAUUUAUCAUUUAUCAAAUUUUUAAUUUCAUAGAGCAUUAUUUCAUUGAAGAUGUUAGUAUUUACUCUCCAUGAUUUGAAAUUAUGUGAAACUUGAUAAUCAUCCGUAUCAAAGACUCUACCACAAUAUAAUGUAAUAAAUAUGUACGGUGUUUCAUAAUAGAACUGAAAAUGGGGAGUCCGAGAUAUUAUGUUUUCAAUGUAUGUUCAGGGUAUUGUUCGGCAUAAUAUCCACCAAAGAAAUACACAGAAUAUAGAGAAAACAUCCUAUUUUAGAAAGUGUUAACACAAUAAACUCAAAAUUUUCAUUUUUAGAUUACGAAACAGUGGCUACUUGACUUAAGUUGAAAUAGGUGUGUAGUGCUGUGCUGUUUUAAAAGGAUAAAGGAUUACUUCAAUCCUUAAUUAAAACUUCUUUUUCAAACGCUUCCAACUAGACUCAGUUCCCACCGUUUCGUAUCAGUACAGCAGGCGUUGGGUUGUCGCCCUUUCGAUCACUCUUCUGUAUAAGGAGACUCAAAAUUUCGUAGCAGAAAAGUUGGAUAGAGUUCAAUAUUGCAUUCUGCCUACUAACAUGCAGCAUUUAGGGCGAGAAUACAACUAUUAUAUAUAAAAUCUACUGCCAACAGACAUUUCUGACGAUAUAUUGUAUAUUUUUAUAUGAUAUUAGUAACUAUAUUUGUUAAUAUAAACUAAUAUUUGAUUGAAUGUUGAGUGAAUGUUUAUACCUGAACAGAAAAACUUUAUUCAAUCUAUUUACAUGUAUAUUAAUAUUUUGGGAUGUGAUCAUUAACUUGUAAAAAGGAUACCAAAUUAAUUGUACUUCUAAUGUAUUUAAUUCGUUUACAGGUACUGAACUGUAGUAAGAUUCAAUGUUACUGAAAACACUGUAUUAUUUGUAGGAUUUGGAGAUCGCAAUCUCUAUUACAUUACAGGAACAUUGCAUUUGCCUUUAUGUACUUAAUACUAGUAUUCUGUUGGAAAACUUGUGUAAUUUUUUUCCCUUAAAGCUGUCCUUUUGAAAGUUUUCGACAUCGUUGACCGAUGCAAAAUCAGACAUAUGUUACAUUUCUGGCAAAAAAAGUCUUCAUAAUGUUAUUAUUUUUUUGUUAUCUAAAAUAAAAUGUUAAUAAACCAUAAAAA